Molecule: messenger RNA, 3289 nt
Organism: Caretta caretta (loggerhead turtle)
Lineage: Eukaryota; Metazoa; Chordata; Testudines; Cheloniidae
Gene: DTX3
Product: deltex E3 ubiquitin ligase 3
Biological process (GO): protein ubiquitination; Notch signaling pathway
Source: RefSeq, a predicted model, not a curated record
AGUUCUCCCCCGAGCCUCUGGGGUUUGCUGCAUCCAUUGCGGAAGGGGGGGAUCUCAGUGAGCCCCCCCCCCCCGCCUUCUCCCACCUCCAGGUGUGGGGCUCUUCUGCGGGAGGGGGGAGGCUGUUCUCUCUGCUGUGGGUCUGCUCAUGCUGGCCCCGGCGGGGGUGGGUCUGGGUUACACCUGCUGGGUCCUGGGGGGUGGGGGCAUGUCUGGGAGCCAGGACGCCUGGGUUCUUCUCUCCCUAGCCGGGGGCGGGAAUGGGGAUCCGGUGGGUUAGAGCAGGGGGUGCUGGGAGCCAGCACUUGGGGCCAGGGCCUAUUCUGUGGAGCUCCCCAACCCCCUAGCUCAGCCCCACUUUGGGGCUCCCCCAGCCCAGCUCUCCUGGUCCCCUCCCCCCACAUCUGGUCAGGCCCCAGAGGGGCUCCCCCAGACAACAAAGGCCACAAUUCAGUCCCCCCCCCCCACUCCUGAGACACCCCAACCCAGGGACCGACUGGGGCAAAAGCUCCUUGGGGCACCUCCCUCAUGCACCCCAGGGUGAGGGGUGGUCUGAAUCCUGCUGAGGUUGCUGGGUGAGGGGGGCAGCCAUAAUCUUGAGUGGCCCCCAGUGUGGGGGAAAGGGAGAGAGGCCUCCUCCCCUGACCCCGCUCCGGUGCCCCUCUUUGAUCCAGGCCGGCAGGGGGCCCCACCUGGUGCAUUUGCCUGCCCCAUGGGGUAUAGGGCCCCAGCCCCCUUGCUGGAGCCAUAGCUCCGGGGCACAAGAUUCAGUGGGGCAAAUGAAGGGGUGUUAUUCCUGGCACUUACUGGGGUGGGGGGAGUGGGGCAUGGCCCAAUUUGGGAUAAGUGUGUGUGGGGGAGUCUCCCUAAAUGUGCCAGGGGGCUCGGGAACCACCUGCUCCUCGUGUCCAAGGCUGAGGCUCAGUUUGUGGGGCUCGAUCCCAAGGUCCCCCAUCCCUUCAGGGGGGGUUGCACCUCUCUGGGCUCCCCGUAUUCUGGGCCUGGCCCCUGGGGAGCAGAAACUACCCGAAGUGCAGUGUCCUCUGGCCACACCCCUGAUCUGCCCCAAGUAGGGGGCCAGGGCCUGACCCCACUUCACCGGCUCGGGCCCCUGCAGGGGUGAUUCUUGGGGGGGGGCCUGCACCCCUAUUCUGGCCCAUUCGCGCUGCUGGAGGGUGGAGGGGGGAUGGAUCUGUGUCUUAGGGUCCUGCUAGACUCCGCUCCCUCUCCCAUGGGCAGCCCCAGCCUCCUUAUCCCUCCCCCAGGACCCGGGAUUUCCCAUUCAUUACUCUGCUGUUUCAUAACCCAAGGUGGUGGGGAACGCAGCCUUCGGCCUUACGAAGUGGGUUUUUCGCAGCAAUCGUGCCCCCCUGUUUAAAAAAACCCUUUGUUAACCCCUCCAAACAAGCAUUUCUCCCCCAUCCCCCCCCCCCGUGUUUUAUUUUAAUUGCAAUGAUAUUUAUUAAAUGAUUGUCUCGUUACUGUCAUGUUUGUGAUGGGUGACUGAUCAGCUGUGGGGGGUGGGUGUGUGUGUUUUGUUUGAACUUGGGGGGGGGGUUCGCUGUGGGGCAGGCUGUGGGGUACAACCCGCCUGCCACCACUGAGAUGGACAGGAGCUAACUCACCCCAACCCACACAGCGAUAGGGGAAUAGACCCCAGGAGAUACACCCCGCCCACCCCCAGGAGCGUGGGACCCGAGGGUAGAGAUUUAAAGGCCAGAGGGGACAACGAUGGCUGGGCCGAGGGGAUGGCCGGGCCCCGGAGGGGAUCCGCCCCUCCCGAUGCUUCCUGGAGCCGAAGGUUCAAAUCCCGGCUGGGGCUGGGGCAGUUGGCUGGCUGUGGAAGGGGUGGGGGUGGGGCGGUGUCCAUUGUCUGUCUGUCUGUCUGUCUCUAGCCCACCCGGGAGGCGAUGCCGGCGGCUUUGAUGACUGUUCUUUUCUCUUCAGUGUCAUUUGUUUUAUCCAGGAUGGCGGCAUGCGGGGGCGCCACUAAAAAUAAGCUCACGGUCUCUAAGCCCGUCUGGGACUUCCUGACCAAAGAGGCCCCCUCCAAGCUGGUCAGGCUGAAGGAGGAGACCAAGCUGAGCAUCCUGAUCGAUGGGGAGACCUCGGAGAUCUACGUGCUGCAGCUCUCCACGCCGGCCCCCGGGGCCGGCAACGGCCUCUACCUGGCCCGCAGAGCCCUCAAGGCCUUGCUCAAGGAGACGGAGAAGGAGCUGAAGAAGGCUCAGCGGCAGAGCGAGCUGGUGGGGUGCAUGGCCCUGCUGGACAAACCCGGGGGCGAGCUGCGCCCACACGGGGCCGGCGUGGUCUCCCGGGGUCAGCAGACCUCCGGGGCCAGGGCGGGGGGCCCAGGAGGGGGAGGGGGCCUGGGGGGGGCGGCGGGCUGCUCGCGGGAGGAGGAGCAGGAGAACCAGUGCCCCAUCUGCCUGGGGGAGAUCCAGAACGUAAAGACUCUGGAGAAGUGCAAGCACUCCUUCUGCGAGGACUGCAUCACGCGGGCGCUGCAGGUCAAGCGGGCCUGCCCCAUGUGCGGGCGCUUCUACGGGCAGCUGGUGGGCAACCAGCCCGAGAACGGGCGCAUGCUGGUGUCCAAGGACUCGAGCCUGCUGCUCCCCGGCUACGAGAAAUACGGCACCAUCAUCAUCCAGUACGUCUUCCCGCCUGGCAUCCAAGGGGUGGAGCAUCCCAACCCCGGCGUGCGGUACCCGGGCACCACGCGGGUGGCCUACCUGCCCGACUGCCCAGAGGGGAACAAGGUGCUGGCCCUGUUCCGCAAGGCCUUCGACCAGCGCCUGACCUUCACCAUCGGCACCUCCAUGACCACGGGCAGAGCCAACGUCAUCACGUGGAACGACAUCCACCACAAAACCAACUGCACCGGGGGACCCCAGCUAUUCGGGUAUCCUGACCCCACGUACCUCGCCCGGGUGCAGGAGGAGUUACGAGCCAAAGGCCUCACUGAGGAUUAACCCUUUCUCUGCUGCGGCUCCUGCUGUGGGGCCAGGGGGCGACCCGGGGGGGGGGCAGGACGGCCCCACAGCGUCUCCCGUCCAGCUGGGCCCGGGGCAGCCACGCGUCCGUCAAGGCAAGGUGCUUCGCCGGCUCCGCCCUGGAUUGCGGCUGUCAGCGCCAGAGCCCAUCCCCGCUGCCAGUGCUCCUUGGAGGGGCGGGCGGGGGGGGAGUGAGUGUGUGACCAGGGCGUGUCUGGAGAGGGUAGGGAGAUCAAGCGUAUGUGUGUGUGAGAGUGAGAGAUCAGGGGUUGUGUGUGCAGGGGGUGAGGGGGGUG